AUGUUUAUGCAAUCAACUCAAACAAGAAAUUCGCUAAAGCUUAAAAAAAAUCAUGAAACUCCAAGCUCUUGCAGCUGUUUUUCUUUUUCUAAUGGCCUCCGCGGCUGCAACCGGUGAAUAUCACCCCAUCCCAAACACCAACGCUCUCCACGUCAUCGAAGUCGCGAAAUUUGCCGUAUCUGAAUACAAUAAACAAAGUGGCUCGAAGCUCAAGUUAAAUAAGGUAAUCAAAGGUGAAUAUCAGAUUGUUACCGGGGUUAACUACCACCUCACACUCUCCACCGGCGAAGGUCCGCUUUUGACGACCUAUGAGACUGUUGUGCGGGAGGAUCUUGACACCUCCCGAAAACUUAUUUAUUUUACACCUGUGCCUGUGUCUGGGCCUGAGCCUGUGCUGGGUGGAUAUAAGCCCAUCCCAAACCUCAAUGCUGUUCAUGUCAUCGAAAUCGCUAAAUUUGCCGUAUCUGAACACAACAAACAAAGUGGUUCAAAGCUUAAGUUACAUAAGGUAAUCAAAGGUGAAACGCAGAUUGUUAACGGGGUUAACUACCGCCUCACACUCUCCACUAGCGAAGGUCCACUUUUGAUGAUCCAUGAAACUGUUGUGUUGGAGCAAUCAUGGCUUGACUCCAGAAAACUUAUUUAUUUUAAAUCUAUAAAUAGUCAUGCUUAACUUAUUAUGUAUUGUGCUAUCUAUCGUCAUGGUUAUAUGUAUCAAUAAAAGUGGCUUGUAAAAAAAAGUCAUGGUUGUAUUAUAAAUAAAAAGUGGCUUGUAAAAAUAGUCAUGGUUAUAUGUAUCAAUAAAAAGUGCCUUGUUAAAAAAAUCA
Messenger RNA from Vicia villosa (hairy vetch), 827 nucleotides. Its product is annotated as multicystatin-like. The transcript has a single exon. Lineage: Eukaryota; Viridiplantae; Streptophyta; Magnoliopsida; Fabales; Fabaceae. The record is from RefSeq and is a predicted model, not a curated record. Gene Ontology annotation, molecular function: cysteine-type endopeptidase inhibitor activity. Bases 53 to 673 code for a protein of 206 amino acids.